AUGGCAUCUACUCAGGGCCUCAGAAUCGGUUUCGUGCCGGAGCACUUCUCCACGCCCCUCCAUUUCGCAAAGCAGCACUUCGGCCUCAACGCCACCUUGGUUCCUUUCCCUUCUGGGACCGGCCACAUGAUUACUGCCAUCCGUGGCGGAGAGAUUGAUAUCGGUAUUGGUCUGACUGAAGGCUGGAUUGCCGGUCUGGGCAAGGAAGACGCCCCUGGCGACGGGGGAUACCGUCUCGUCGGCACAUACGUCGACACCCCCCUCUGCUGGGCCAUCUCAACCGGUGCCAAGCGCCCCGAGAUCACUUCCGUGGAAUCCCUCAAGGGCGGCAAGAUCGGCGUGUCGCGCAUUGGCUCCGGCAGCCAGAUCAUGGGCUUCGUCCUUGCCGAUCAACACGGCUGGCUGUCGCCUUCUAACCCCCAGCCCUUCUCGGACACCGUCAUCCUCAACAACUUUGAGAACCUGCGCAACGCCGUCAACUCUGGCGACGCUGACUUCUUCAUGUGGGAGCACUUCACGUCUAAGCGCUACUACGACUCUGGCGAGAUCCGCCGCGUCGGUGAGAUCUACACGCCCUGGAGCAGCUGGAAGAUUGUCGCCUCGACGGAGCUUGCAAAGGAGGGCCAGAAGCUGGACCCGCGAGUCAAAGAUUUGUUUGAGAAGCUUGAUAAGGGAGUCAAGCAUUUCAACGAGAACCAGGAUGAGGCGGUCAAGUAUAUCAGCACGCACCUCGACUACUCUGAGGCUGAUGCGAGGGAAUGGCUCAAAACUGUCAAGUUUACCAAUGGUGUUGAGGGCGUCAAGCCCGAGGUUGUGAACAACUGCGUCGAUAUCUUGAGGAAGGCUGGUGUUUUGGUUGAAGGCAAGGGCAGACAGCCGGAUGCUAUGGUUGUCAAGGACUAA
This is a messenger RNA of Colletotrichum truncatum, 903 nucleotides long. RefSeq names its product ABC-type nitrate sulfonate bicarbonate transport systems periplasmic components-like protein. NCBI's taxonomy places the organism in Eukaryota, Fungi, Ascomycota, Sordariomycetes, Glomerellales, Glomerellaceae. The record is from RefSeq and is a predicted model, not a curated record.